AGAAUAUGAUUACAACAGUUAAUAUCUUACCUCCUUUUAUUUUCAAAACCAAUAAAAAUAUUCUUUAGUAUAUAUUUUUAGAUAAUACUAAAAUACGAUUCCUUGUUACUUUCCCCUUUAGAAACCCUACCAUACCAUAUUCAUCCAGCCUCUUUCCUUCCCUCCCAACAAAGAGUUAAAAAUAAAAAAAAACUUCCAACUUCUCACUAAUUAUUCGCUCUUCUCUCAAACAGAACCGGAAAAAAAAAAUCUAUAAAAAAAAGCAAACAAAAUCCACAAAAAAAAAAAAAACAAAAAAAACUACCAAAUUUAGAGAGAGAAACAGAAAGAGGGUUUUGUUCUGUGUAAUCGUAGAGAGAGAAAGAAAGAAAGGGCCUUUUAUUUUAACCCCCAUUUCAUAAUCCUGUUCUUCUUUAGUUUCGGCGGAUUCUUGAGCGAGUAGCAGCCAAGAAGAGAGAGAAAGAAAGAAGAGAGAGAAAGUAAAACUGUAACCCAGAAAACCCAGAAACUGAAACUACCCAGAAUUUGUUUGUUCAGAUCCAUUGAACUAAUUUAAAGAGAUGGGUGUUGGAAGAGGUGGGAAUAAUAAUAACAAUGGUGGGGGUGUUCCAACUUCAUCAAAGAAGAUGAUACAGAGUUUAAAAGAGAUUGUCAACUGCCCUGAAGCUGAGAUCUAUGCUAUGCUUAAAGAAUGUAACAUGGACCCUAAUGAAGCGGUUAAUCGCCUCCUUUCUCAAGAUCCAUUUCAUGAGGUGAAGAGCAAACGUGAAAAGAAAAAAGAGACUAAAGAUGUGGGGGAUUCAAGGGUUCGUGGUACGAGUAGCACUUCCACUCGAGGUGGAAGGGGUGGUGCAGACCGCUAUUCCAGUCGCAGUAGUACAGCCCAAUAUGGUACUUCUGACUCUGGUGCUUCACGUGGUAAAUCUACGUACAAGAAGGAAAAUGGACCAACUCCUUAUUUAAGUUCUACCAUGGGUAUGGCUGGACAUAAUGUAAACAGGCGGCAGCCACCUAUCUUUGAUGCUACAACAGAUAAUGCAUUCUCAUAUAAUGCAGCUGAAACAUUAGUAGUUGCACCAUCUUCUGGCUUUCAGUCUGCCUGGUCAGGCAUGCCUGGUCAAGUGUCAAUGGCUGACAUUGUUAAGAUGGGAAGGCCACAGGGAAAAGUCAGCAGCUCUGUGAACCCAUGUCAACAGCAUGUUAAUGAUCAGCACCGCUUGGAAUCUCCUGCAGUAUGUGCACCUCGUGAUUUGCAUCCGUCACAAAAUUAUGCUGCCAAAGUUUUAGAAGGGAACUCAGACUCAGGGGCUUCUGGACAUGUACCUCCUAAUGAUGACUGGCCCCUAGAGGAAGAGCCACCUGCUGCUAGUGUAUCCUCCAUUGUGGAGCCCUCUGUAGAUUCUGAACGAUAUGGUGACCCAUAUGACAGCACAAAUCAGCAGUUUAGACCUCAAUCUGAUGAGGUUCGAUUUGAGGAGGUUGAUAAUGUUGACAACGCACAUGCAAGCUAUGCUCGAUCUGUGCCAGGAUCUAAUCAAAAUAUGCAGGAGGAUAACUCUGGUUGUGCAUCUGGUUUCGAUAACGAUUUGUACCAAGACAACAGCGCAUACCAGGUUCAUCAUCAAGAAGUUGAAGAUGCCAGUGCAUCAGUAUCAGAUGUGACCAACAAUUUUCAGAGUCUAUCUUUGCCGAAGGAGGAGGAGGAGGAGGAUACCCCGUCUGAAGAAGAUGGUCCUGCUGUGAAAAUUCCUGAUCACCUGCAAGUUCAGUCUGCUGAAUGCUCUCAUUUGAGCUUUGGUAGUUUUGGGACUGGAAUAAAUGCUCCAUAUUCAGGUUCUUUUGGCUCAAGAGCUGUGACUAACAAUGAAGAGGAUGCUUCUUUAUCUGCUGAUGCUCCAUCUGCUGUGCAUUCUCAAGCUAGAAAUCCUGAAUACUACGAGGAUGAACAUCUUAGAACUGCAUCAGAUGUUAGCUCUUCUCACAGAAUAGGUGGUAGCUCUGGCAAUUUUGACACUCCUUCAGCUCCACAGCAGGAUAUGUUGAAACAUGAGGCUCCUGAACUUGCACAAGCCAACCAGUAUUCUUUUCCUUCGUCCACUGCUAAUUAUGGUUUUGACAACAGCCAACAGUUGAAUUCAUCCUUUGGGAAUUCACAAGCUAGCUCUCAGAUGCAAGGUCUGCCUUCUUUGUCAGGUGUAAUGCCGUAUUCUAACACUUUGCCCAGCACACUCUUGGCAUCAAAUGUACAACAGCCCCUUAGGGAGGCUGAUCUUUCAUAUUCCCCUUUCCCCAUUUCACAAUCUAUGGCAUCGAAGUAUAGCAACUCAGUCUCAUCUAUUAGUGGUCCAACUGCUUCAAUGGCUGAGGCAAUGAAGACCGGUAACUUCUCAGCUGCCCAGCCAACUCAGAAUCUACCUGGUGGCAGCAGCAUCUCUGGUGGAGCUGCUCUUCCACAACAUUUGGCUGUGCAUCCGUACUCUCAACCUUCAGUGCCAAUGGGCCACUUUGCUGCUGCUAAUAUGAUUGGUUAUCCAUUUUUGCCUCAGAGCUACACAUACAUGCCAUCUGCAUUCCAGCAAGCAUUUGCCGCGGGUAAUAAUGCUUAUCCUCAAUCCCUAGCUGCAGCAGUGCUUCCCCAAUACAAAAACAGUGUUUCAGUCAGUAGCUUACCCCAAGCUGCUGCUGUUGCCUCUGGAUAUGGAGCGUUUGGGAAUUCAAAUAGCAUCCCAAAUAACUUCCCACUGAAUCCUCCAAGUGCUCCUGCUGGCACUUCUAUGAAUUAUGAAGACCUUUUAAGUUCACAAUACAAAGAUGCUAGUCAUCUUCUCUCUCUGCAGCAGCAGGGUGCCGGUUCCAGAACAAUGUCAGGGGUUCCAGGGAGUACAUAUUACAAUAGCUUCCAGGGGCAAAACCAGCAACCUGCUGGAUUCCGGCAAAGCCAGCAACCAUCACAGCACUACGGACCUCUUUCUGGGUAUCCCAAUUUCUACCAUUCUCAAAGUGGGCUCUCUCUUGAUCACCAGCAGCAAAUGUCGAGGGAUGGAUCCCUUAGCGGUUCUCAGGGACAACCGCCUAAGCAAAAUCAACAGAUAUGGCAAAACGGCUACUAAUUAAAAAUCCCCUCGUGCCCUCCAGGUUUUUCAGGGUCUUUGUAGUAGUAGUACUUUUUAAGUCCAGAAAUUCGGCCAAAAUAUUAGGGGCUUAAAUCUGUACUGAAGGACUGGACUUCUCUACUGUUUCCUGUGCCUGGAGGUUGUACUUUACCCUUUCCCCUCCCUAUUUUCCAGUUUGUCUAACAUAGGAACGAUGUCGAUGUUGUGCUAAUCCAUGGUAGUCGACCUUCGUGUUCUCAAGCUCCUCCUAGUUUUAUCAUCCAAUAGUGAAAAGUUUAUGUUUCUCUGUGUCUC
Chenopodium quinoa (quinoa) is the source of this 3407-nucleotide messenger RNA. RefSeq lists its product as uncharacterized. Gene Ontology annotation, molecular function: protein binding. NCBI's taxonomy places the organism in Eukaryota, Viridiplantae, Streptophyta, Magnoliopsida, Caryophyllales, Amaranthaceae. The transcript has 10 exons. The record is from RefSeq and is a predicted model, not a curated record. The coding region runs from base 561 to 3110 and encodes 849 amino acids.